Dentiscutata heterogama is the source of this 431-nucleotide messenger RNA. NCBI's taxonomy places the organism in Eukaryota, Fungi, Glomeromycota, Glomeromycetes, Diversisporales, Gigasporaceae. The record is from the annotation of a GenBank genome assembly.
AUGUCUGCCGAUAUUAAAACACUUCGCGAAACUUUAAAAACUCUUGCAGUCCGCGAUGAAGAAUCAAAAAAUGAUUUCUUUUCUAAUGACUCUUGCGAUGAUUAUUCUGUCCCUGACUCUUUCACCCAAAUUUUUGGCUAUGCUUUUUCUGAAGAGGAUAUCAGCGAAGCAAUCGAACAACUUCGAAAUGAAAAGGAAACUAUUGACGGAAUUAAAAACGAGACAACUUCCGAUCAAAAUGAAGGUGUGAUUGCUAGAUUUAAAGGAUGGGUGGAACCAAAUGAACACACUUAUAAUGUAUUCCUGUCUAGUUUCUUAGCGAAUGAUAAAUAUGCAUACUCUGUUCAAAAAAAGUAUCAUGAUGCUGAAGUUAUAUGGGAACAAAUGAAUCAUGAAAAUAUUAACCUGAUUCAAUCGCUUAUUGUGCAAUG